AUGUCCACCGCAGUUAUCUCCGCCGAGGAUGCCCUUGAGCCCUCUCUGCAGUCUCUCCUGGACCAGCGAAGCCUUCGUUGGAUCUUUGUCGGUGGUAAGGGUGGUGUCGGCAAGACCACGACUUCUUGCUCCCUUGCGAUUCAGCUUGCCAAGGUCCGACGCUCUGUUCUUCUCAUCUCGACCGAUCCCGCCCACAACCUUUCAGAUGCUUUCUCUCAGAAGUUUGGCAAAGAGGCCCGCCUUGUCAAUGGGUUUGACAACCUGAGUGCCAUGGAGAUCGACCCGAAUGGUAGCAUUCAGGAUAUGUUAGCAGGCCAGGGCGACGCCGAUGAUGUCAACGCUGCGGCUGGUGGUCCUCUGGGAGGCAUGAUGCAGGAUCUGGCAUUCGCAAUCCCCGGUAUCGACGAGGCUAUGUCAUUUGCCGAAGUCCUGAAGCAAGUCAAGUCCCUCUCAUACGAGACCAUCGUCUUCGACACAGCCCCGACAGGCCACACCCUGCGCUUCCUCCAGUUUCCAACCGUUCUCGAGAAGGCUCUCGCAAAGGUUUCUCAGCUGUCGUCACAGUAUGGUCCUCUCCUCAACGGCUUCCUUGGCUCUGGAGGUCAGCUACCCAACGGACAGAACCUCAAUGAUAUGAUUCAGAAACUUGAAUCCUUGCGAGAGACCAUCGGCGAGGUCAAUACUCAGUUUCAGGACGCCGAACUCACCACAUUUGUCUGUGUGUGCAUUGCAGAGUUUCUGAGCCUCUACGAGACGGAGCGUAUGAUUCAGGAGCUUGCUGGUUAUGGUAUCGAUACCCACUCCAUCGUUGUCAACCAGCUGCUCUUCCCCAAGAAGGCUAGCGAUUGCGAUCAGUGCAACGCCCGUCGCAAGAUGCAGCGCAAGUAUCUUGACCAGUAUGAAGAAUUAUAUGCUGAGGACUUCAAUGUCGUCAAGAUGCCUCUCCUGGUUGAGGAGGUACGAGGAAAGGAGAAGCUUGAGAAGUUUAGCGAAAUGCUUGUCACGCCCUAUGUUCCUCCUGAGUAA
Fusarium subglutinans is the source of this 1026-nucleotide messenger RNA. Its product is annotated as ATPase get3. The record is from RefSeq and is a predicted model, not a curated record. Lineage: Eukaryota; Fungi; Ascomycota; Sordariomycetes; Hypocreales; Nectriaceae. Bases 1 to 1026 code for a protein of 341 amino acids. Gene Ontology annotation, biological process: post-translational protein targeting to endoplasmic reticulum membrane. Gene Ontology annotation, cellular component: GET complex. Gene Ontology annotation, molecular function: ATP binding; ATP hydrolysis activity. The transcript is spliced from 2 exons.